UCGACCGCAGCUAUCUCCGUGUGUUGACCGCCUCAUCGAUACUUUACCACCCAAUAAGGUAUCGACAUUCACAUUUAAUACAUGACCGACAUGUUAUUCUAAAAAACCUAAACGAAUUGCCUUUCGUCCAAGCAAUUGUUGGUGAGGAGAGGAAGAAGACUCAGGGCUUGGCCGACUUAAAAAAAGCACCUUAUCGCCGAAGAUACUCUUCCUAUAUAAUGACUCUUCUCAACCUUAGAAACAGCUUCUUCUUCCUCAUCGCCGUGGCUUAGGGUUUUCUUCUCUAUAAAAGCUCAUCAAUCUUCUCUAAUCGAUAGCUUUUUGCAGAAAACCCUUUGCCGCCUCUGCGAUCGAAUCUGAACAUAUCAUCAGGAACUUUCUUGCCGACGGCGGGGAGUAAAAGACGGUGGCGUUUCGUCUCUGAUUGUGUUUUUAUUUCUAUGACAAAGAAGAUGAACACACUUGUAUCUACCCAUCAGAAUCUAACUGUUACCGUUGGUGCUCUUUAAAUGCUGUGGGCAAGGCACUAUCUUUAGGACUGACAGCGAGUUGUUAGAGUUUCAGUUGACUUUUUCUUUCAAGGUUAUAGGUUUAGCAUUGUUAAUAGCUAGUUAUGGAAACGAAGAUCGUCAAGGUGUUGGAUAGUAGGCGCGAAGAUGGUUUCGGUAAAAAGAGGAAACGCGCAGCAGCAAGCUACGCUGCGUAUGUUACUGGCGUUUCGUGUGCAAAGCUGCAAGAUGUUCCCCCACAGAGCCAAGUUGCCGCCGACAAAAGAAGGAAAUUGGAAGGUGCUUACGAGAACAAUCUAUCUGGGAAGUCGCUUCUCAGAUACUACUCUUAUUUUAAGAAGACCGGAGUCGCAAAGCGUGUUAUGAUCUACGAGAAGGGUGACUGGAAUGAUUUGCCUGAUCAUGUUGUAUGUGCCAUCCGAAAUGAGUUAAACGAAAAGAGGGCUGCGAUUGAGUUCGAGUGGUGCGGUCAUCAUUUUCUUUUGGAUUUCUUGCACAUGCAUAGGCUAGAUUUGGAAACUGGAGCGAAGACUCCGCUUGCGUGGAUUGACAUUGGAGGCAAAUGUUUUUUCCCUGAAAUUUACGAGAGUGAUGAAAGGAACGAUUGCUGCAAUCACAACUGCGUGGAAUAUUCGAAACGGUAUGCUCCGCAUGAGAUCAACUUGCGCCUCGAGAUUGAUGUGGAUGCUGGGGAGCCGAGGUUGAAUUUGGAGGAGUGCAGUGAUGAAUCUGGUGACAGUAUGGAUGAUGAUGAUCCAGCCGAGGAUAGCUGCAGCCGCGGGAUUGAAGCUGAUGUUUCGAAAUGGGAUGAGACGGAUGAUGCUAUAGCAGUCUCUGGUAUCAAGCCUGCUGGAGCCGAAGGACUUGAUAAAGAUGCAGUGAAAAAGAUGUUUACAAUGGGUACAGCUUCUCUAGGGCAUGUAGCCGUGCUGGAUGUGGGCCGUUUUUCAAGUGAGAUUGCUGAAGCUCGCCUAGAGCUUUUCCAUAAGCAGGUUGAGAUCACCAAGAAACAUCGAGGGGACGCAAACGUUAGAUACGCAUGGCUUCCUGCAAAGAGGGAAGUUCUAUCUGGGAUUAUGAUGCAAGGACUUGGAGUUGGGGGAGCAUUUAUUAGAAAGUCCGUCUAUGGUGUUGGGAUACAUUUAACUGCUGCAGACUGCCCUUACUUCAGUGCGAGGUACUGUGAUAGUGACGAAAAUGGAGUACGGUACAUGGUUUUGUGCCGUGUAAUAAUGGGGAACAUGGAGCUUCUUCGUGGUGAUAAGCAGUUUUUCUCUGGUGGAGAAGAGUAUGACAAUGGAGUUGAUGAUGUGGAGAAUCCGAAAAAUUACAUUGUCUGGAACAUCAAUAUGAAUACCCAUAUAUUCCCUGAAUUUGUUGUUAGGUUCAAGCUGUCUGUUCCCCACAAUGCUGAAGGUAAUUUGGUUGCUAGGAAUGAUAACUCAGGUGUCACUUUGGAAGGACCCAAGGAUCUUCCUCCACAGCUAGACUUAAACGGACGUGAAAGAGGUUCAGGGAGCGCAAACAGUUUGGGUUCGAGCACUACAAAACCGAAAUCUCCAUGGAUGCCUUUCCCUACUCUAUUUGCAGCGAUCUCACAUAUGAUUGCAGAGAAGGACAUGUCUUUCAUUAAUGCUGACUACCAACAACUGCGGGAAAAGAAGAUAACGCGAGGAGAGUUUGUGAGGAAGCUGCGAGGGAUUGUAGGAGAUGAACUGCUUAGGUCCACCAUAACAGCUCUUCAAAACCAGCCAAAGUUGAAGAAGGAGAUUCCUGGAAGCCACGAGGAAGGUGCAGGUGAGGUGGGUUGUAAAAGUAACGUGGGAAUGUGAUAAUGACGACGAAUAUCAUAAGGAAGCUGCUUUUUAUCUAUCUAUCCACCCUUGCCUUUGUGGUUCUCCUUUUGAGUUUUAUAAUAUAAAAUCUUAAAGAGUAUAUUAGUAGUAGACUUUUGGGUCUGGGUCGGGGGUAAGAGUUGUUGAAUGUGCCGACUAUUCUGUCGUGGAAAAAAUCCUUUUUAAAAGUCUGUUGAUGACGUUGGGUCUUUUGCUUUUAUUAGCUGCAAAACAUUGUUAUGGAAGUCGUUGAACCUUGACGAAAACUUGGUCCUUGAGUAUAUCGUGAAACUUUAACUA
Raphanus sativus (radish) is the source of this 2644-nucleotide messenger RNA. Its product is annotated as inactive poly [ADP-ribose] polymerase RCD1. Lineage: Eukaryota; Viridiplantae; Streptophyta; Magnoliopsida; Brassicales; Brassicaceae. The record is from RefSeq and is a predicted model, not a curated record. Gene Ontology annotation, molecular function: NAD+ poly-ADP-ribosyltransferase activity.